AUGCGGGAUGCCAAGGUAUCCGACACUUUCUCCUCGGACUAUCUACUCCACCUACCAGCAGGGACGGAUCUGUACGACGAAGCACGCCACCAACAUUUGCAAGAGGCCGUGCUUAAAGGUCUGGACCUCUCCCGGCGGGAACGGGCACUAUGCGAUGCCGUACUGCCUAGAUCCAACGGUGGUGGCAGUGUGUUCAGCUUGCUCGCGGUAUAUUCUAUCGAUGCGGCUCCUGGUGCCAACAAUGGAUGA
Aspergillus wentii DTO 134E9 is the source of this 249-nucleotide messenger RNA. RefSeq lists its product as uncharacterized. The record is from RefSeq and is a predicted model, not a curated record. Lineage: Eukaryota; Fungi; Ascomycota; Eurotiomycetes; Eurotiales; Aspergillaceae. The transcript has 2 exons. The coding region runs from base 1 to 249 and encodes 82 amino acids.